CCGCCGGGCCAUUCGGACACUUCGCCCUCCCUCCUUCCUGACACUUGGACAGCCUGCCAAGCUGCUGGACGGAGGGACCAAGCUUUAGGAGGAGCAGAUGGAACGGGAAACUGUUGGUGGCUAAACUUUUUCAUUUUAUUUCUCCCCCCCCCCCCCACCAGCCUCUUUCCCUGCUGCUGCAGCUCCAGAGCCAGAGAGCAGCAUGUCUUCCGACGAAGCCUCCGUGUUGCAGCCCUUCAAGCUGAUUGCCCUGUUCUGCAUCUCCAUCGCUCUGUCCUUAGACGUGGUGGCCCUCCUGAGUCCGGCCUGGGUCACCUCGGACCGCUACUCUCUGUCCCUCUGGGAGGCCUGCAAACAGUCCACAGAUGUGUGGCACUGCCUGUCCACCUUAAAGACAGACUGGCAAGUGGCCACUCUGGUGUUGAUCCUGGCGGCAUCCACCAUCACCCUGCUGGCAUUCCUCAUCUCCUUAAUCUCGUUCUGCUCCGGGACUUACAGGCGCUAUUAUCGCGUUGUUGCCGUCUUCCUCUUUGGUGCUGUAGUCCUGCAGGUCUGCGCCUUAAUCCUCUACCCGAUCAAAUUCAUCGACAGCAGCAUGCUGAAAUCCUACCAUGAGUUCAACUGGGGCUACGGCCUGGGCUGGGGAUCGGCUAUUUUCAUGCUCGGUGGUGCCAUUCUUUACUGCUUGCGCACAGACAUUUAUGAGGACGCCUAUUACUAGCAGAGCCUUUGGCCGGAGUGAACGAGUGUGGGUUCCUGGACUGUAACGGGAAUGAUGGGGGGAAGUGGAGGGCAGAAAGGCGAUUUCCUGGGUGGCCUUGUGGGCAGGUAAUGUGCCUACCAACUCUGUCUUAUUGGAUAAUAAUAAUAAUAAUAAUG
This is a messenger RNA of Tachyglossus aculeatus (Australian echidna), 879 nucleotides long. RefSeq names its product transmembrane protein 47-like. The record is from RefSeq and is a predicted model, not a curated record. Bases 203 to 721 code for a protein of 172 amino acids. Gene Ontology annotation, cellular component: cell-cell junction. Gene Ontology annotation, biological process: cell-cell adhesion. The transcript is spliced from 3 exons. Lineage: Eukaryota; Metazoa; Chordata; Mammalia; Monotremata; Tachyglossidae.